ACUUGUGUCGUUACAACAAAACACAGCUGAACUUGAAGCUUUCUCCUCUCUCGCGUCUUUACAUUAGUUGCUCCUCUGACAGACAGACAGUCAGACAGACAGACUUUCACCUCCGCUGUCUGGACAGUGACGAUGCGCCUCGACAUGACUCUCCUCCACAUUCUUGCUGUGGUCUUCCUGCCUGGUGCAUGGGGUCAAAGCAGCAGCAGUAGUCUCGGUGUGGUGGUGGAGGCUAAGAACAUCACCCUCCCAGCAGGCUCUCAGGCCGUUCUGCCCUGCCACAGCCCCCGCAUGGUGUGGACACGGGACACACUGAAGGACCGGCAAAGGGUGGUGCACUGGGACCUGGUCCGCAGCAGCCCAGAAUAUUCUGUCGAGAGAGUCCUGGACAUGUCACCUGGAGCUCGCCAAAGGGUCUACAAUGGCUUCAACAAAGGCCGCGUCUCCAUCUCUGAGUCUGCUUUCAACGACGGCAACUUCUCCCUCAUCAUCAACAAUGUGGUCACAACGGACAGAGGAGUGUAUACAUGUAAUCUGCACCAUCAUUACUGCCAGAUGCACCAAUCCAUUCAAGUCCAGCUCAAUGUAACCAAGUCAGUGCGAAAAGAGAAACGUUACUGGGAUGGAGAGAAGACUGUGUUUGUGGUGUUGCUGGGCAGCUCUGUGGUGUUGCCUUGUGUGAACCGGCGCCCCCUGUGGAGAGAGGGUCUUCAGGAGGACCAGCAGCAAGUGGCUCACUGGGACUUCCAGCCACCGGGUGUGCGCCCUGAUAAGGCUGACCGCCUGAUAGACCUCUAUGCGUCUGGAGAGCGCCGGGAUUACGGACUACUCUUUGCCAAGAACAAGAUGAGCGUGACCGAGGACGCGUUCACGUUAGGCGACUUCUCGCUGUCCAUCGCUGAGUUGAAGCCUGUGGACAAAGGCCUGUACAUCUGCCACCUGCACCACCACUACUGUGGACUUCACGAGAGACGCAUUUUCAGACUCUCCGUGGGACCUCCACUUCCAGCCAGCCCCGCCCCCACAACACCCAGAGUUUUCCACAAAUAUGAGCCAGAACCAAGGACUAAUGAGGUGGAGAGUCCUCGCGUGGUGAACGUUAUCCUCCCCGAGCAACGCAGCUAUUUCAUGCAGCAUUUGGGCUACUUCCUGGCGACACUGCUGCUGCUGGCGUUCAUCGUCAUCGGCGUCAUUGUGCUGACACGACAACGGAAAAAGAGAGGGCUGGAUUACGAUCUGCGUCGAUUUGAACAAGGAAAUGUGAUCCAUGGAGGAGAAAUGUCCGUAGACUGCACAGAGCUGAGGGCCUGCAACCAAGAGCCUCUGAAUUCAGAAUACAAAAACAACCUACUGAAAGAGAGAGACAUGAGCAAAGACUGCAAUAAGGAUUUUGACGGAAGGCUGUGGAAGUGAAAGUGCAAUGUUUCUGCUGAGAUGCUGCUGGCAGGUCCAGGGCAAACGCCUGAAGAGCAGAAGAUGAUCGUGGAAAGAAAGAAGAGGGGGGAAAAAGAAAGAAAGAAAGAAUGAAAGAAAUUGCAGGAGAGGACAGGACAGGAGGAAUGUUCCCUCUGCUGUAAUUUUAGCACACCGAGUGAGUUUUUUUUCUUCACAAAGAGCAACACAUUUUUGUGUAUUUUUAAUAUAACUCGCUAACUUUCACCACUUAUAAGGUUACAACAAUAACAGUACGGUUAAACAUGUAUUAGCUACCCACUCUCUGUGUUCUUUAUUUGGUUUUAUGUUGAAUAUAAGACGGUUUUAUCUUACCUUUUUUUUUUACAUUUUGCAAUUAAAGUGCAUGCCGUUUGUUUGAGUAUGUUUUCCUUGUCGCUCACAGAGCUCCUAUUAGCUGAUGAAAUGUAAUAAUAAUAUUCCUUUUAAUACAAAUCCUGCUGUGCCUUUGGAGAAGCUAUUUCACCAAAUGUUCAUGUUUUUGUAUCAGUGGUUGGAAACAAGUGGAACUAUGUAGAACAGCUUCUACAGUUUUGAUCAUAAAAAUGUAAACUGUGUCCUCGUUAUUAUGUAUGUCUAAAAGAAGAGCUUUUAAUUCAGUCAUUUCCUCCAGAAAUGGGUCCGGUUUCUUCAGAUGAAUUCAGAUGAUUGAUAACGUGAAGAAUUUUUCAAUUUUAGCACCAUGGACUAAAGGCUAAACCAUCUAAAACCCCAACACUCAGGAAAACAAAGGAAUAAUAAUGUUUUAACCAUUUACUUGUUUGUAACGGGCUGUGCAGUAGGUUACUUAAAACACUGAAUGUUCACUGUUGAAACAAACUGCUGGUUAAUGAUACAGGUAGUUACAGCUCUGCGAGGUGAACUGCAGGAGGAAGUGCGUCUACCAUCUCUGUCAUGGUAAAUCACAAACUGUAGUUUUUUCUUUAUGUGCCUGUCUCUCUCUCUCUGUCUUGCUCACUAGCACACACUGUGUUGAUCUCUUUUAAUAAAGUAAUUCUAUUAAAACGUUACAACAGUG
This is a messenger RNA of Solea senegalensis (Senegalese sole), 2470 nucleotides long. Its product is annotated as matrix remodeling-associated protein 8-like. NCBI's taxonomy places the organism in Eukaryota, Metazoa, Chordata, Actinopteri, Pleuronectiformes, Soleidae. Bases 133 to 1413 code for a protein of 426 amino acids. The record is from RefSeq and is a predicted model, not a curated record. Gene Ontology annotation, cellular component: cell surface; membrane. The transcript is spliced from 10 exons. Gene Ontology annotation, biological process: establishment of glial blood-brain barrier; cell adhesion.